This is a messenger RNA of Acanthochromis polyacanthus (spiny chromis), 3112 nucleotides long. RefSeq names its product galanin receptor 1b (gene galr1b). The transcript has 3 exons. Gene Ontology annotation, cellular component: membrane. Gene Ontology annotation, biological process: neuropeptide signaling pathway; positive regulation of cytosolic calcium ion concentration; negative regulation of adenylate cyclase activity. Lineage: Eukaryota; Metazoa; Chordata; Actinopteri; Pomacentridae. The coding region runs from base 858 to 2108 and encodes 416 amino acids. The record is from RefSeq and is a predicted model, not a curated record. Gene Ontology annotation, molecular function: galanin receptor activity.
AGGCUUUAAUCUGAAACAAAGCAGAGAACGAUGGAAUCAUCUGAUGUUAAAAACCUUCUUCAGCUUCAUUCCUGCACUUUGUUCAGUCUCAAGGUCAAACCAGACAGAUCUGGUCCAGGUGGAGCUGCUGGUCCAUCAGAAGGUCAGUGGACAUCUGGUCCAUCAGGUGAUCCGAUGGUUCUCUAAACCUUUCUCUUUGACCUCAGGUUUAAUUAUGAAUCAUGGAAAUGUGAAAAACAUUCGACUGACUUUAUUCAGAAGAACCAGCUGGUCCACAAAGAAACCAGUUUACACCACUGGUCUCAGACUGGUUUCAUACUGGUGUCAGACUGGUUUUAGUCUCGUCUUGGACUGGUUUCAGAUUGGUUUUGGACUGAUUUUGGUCUCGUUUUGGACUGGUUUUAAUCUGGUUUUGGACUAGUUUUGGAUUUCUUUGAGGAACCGGGGUGUUCUGUCACAGCACAGUUUUGGAUUAAGUGAGUUUUGAGCAGUCAGGUGAGGUGAUUCGAGGGGCGGAGCUUCUCUUUUCUCUGCAAGUGAGAGAGGUUCAGGUUUCAGGUGAACAGAGAGAGGACAAAGGUGGACUGAUGGAUGGUUUGAUGAUUUUCUCUUGCUGUGUUUUGAGGCUGUGGACGUCCAGGAAUUUAUUCAUUUUAAUAUUAAUCUGAGAGUUAAAUUGUGUCACAGCAGCUGCACAGAAACAGCAACACUCAGGACAGAAAAGAAUAAAAGUAAAGGUUUCAAAGUCCCAGAGUUCCUGCAGAUUAAAGCCAUCAUCUGACUGACAGAAGCUCCCACAGGAACUUUGGUUGAUUUUAAUUUGAAAGGACCUACAAUAACAUAGCAGGCAGUGAAGCAUGUGGUUUUACUUUGAAAUCCCCCGACAGGAAGCAGCCUGCGCCGUUCCCGUCAACUUUUCGACCAGACUGGCAGACUCUGAUCCGGAUCAUGGACCUGCUGCUGCCGGCUGUCGGUCUCCAGCUGUAAGCUUCAGAGAGCCGCGGAGCUGCAGCAUGCUGCUGCCGGGGAACGAGUCCUCCCGCUGGGCCGACCUGCUGAGCUCCAACCGCUCAGAGCUCGGAGGUCCGGAGCCCGAGGCGGUGGGGGGGCCCGGACCCGAGGCGGUGGUGGUGCCGGCGGUGUUCGGGCUGAUCUUCGUGGUGGGGGUGGUGGGGAACUGUCUGGUCAUGGUGGUGAUCGGAAAGGUGAGAUACCUGGGCGCGGGGGGAGGCGGUGGCAGGCGCGCGCUCAGCCCCACUAACGUGUUCGUGCUGAACCUGAGCGUGGCAGAUCUGUCCUUCCUGCUGUGCUGCGUCCCGCUGCACGCCACCAUCUACUCGCUGCCCGAGUGGCUGUUCGGAGGCUUCCUCUGCUGGUUCGGACACUUCUUCUCCUCCGUCACCAUGCUGGUCAGCAUCUUCACGCUCGUCGCCAUGUCCGUGGACCGCUACGUGGCCGUGGUGCGCUCCAACAAGUCCGCGUGCGUCCGCAGCCGCAAGAACGCGCUGGCGGGUCUGUGCGCCAUCUGGACUCUGUCCCUACUGUGUUCGGUCCCGGUGGCCCAGCACCAGGUCCUCACCAGCCACCCCACCGCCCCCAACAGCACCUUCUGCUGGGAGAACUGGACCGGAGCGUCCCGACGCGCCUACCGGGUGACUGUGCUGCUGCUCGGCUUCCUGCUGCCGCUGCUGCUCAUCAGCUACUGCUACUUCAGGGUUUUAUUUCAUCUCCAUAAAAAGAUGAACAACAUGUCCAAGAAGUCUGAGCGCUCCAAAAGAAAGACGGCCCAGACGGUUCUCCUGGUGGUCGCUGCCUUCGCCAUCUGCUGGAUGCCACAUCACAUCAUCGUCAUGUGGGUGGAGUUUGGUUCCUUCCCGCUGACUGACGCCUCCUUCGCCUUCCGCAUCGUGUCCCACUGUCUGUCCUACGGGAACUCCUGCGUCAACCCCGUCCUCUACGCCUUCCUGUCUGAGAACUUCCGGAAGGCCUGUCGCCAGGUGUUCACCCGCCACCUGCGCUCGCCACCGCCUCUGCCGCUGCCCAGCGGGAAGGUGGUCCGGUUCCGCUUGGACACGUUCUCCACCACACACUCCACCACCAACAUCUGAACAGGUAGUCCUGUUCCUGUUUACCUGUCCUUAAAGUCGUUCCUUCUAAAGGUUGAGAGAAGAUCAACUGCUGUGGAAUCAUGUUUGGUUCCUUUUAAAACUUUGUAUGUUUUGGUUUAAUAAAUAAAUGGUUUACUUCACCGAACAAGCAGGAGAACAGAUGGUGAAUUAAAUUAAUAAGUCUUAUUUAUGUAGCAUCAAUCAUAUCACAGAGGAGUCAGCAUCAGAGGAACUAACAUGAUGAGAUGAAGUCCUUCAGACUCUGACCAGAAGUCGGUGACAAAAAGUCCAAGUGUUUGAACCAGAAAACAGCAGACUGGUUGAAUCUUUACCUUUGUCACAUUUUCAUGAAUUUAAAUGUUCAGUCAUCCUUUCAUACCAACAUUAGACCAAUAAUAAUCCACGAAAGAACCAGAACACCUGACUGUUUACUGUUUCAGAGGUUCCAUCAGAGAAUGUCCAGAGUUGUCAAAGACUGAUGAUCAACACGGACUUUACUGAACGUGUAAAAGAAUGAAGAUGAUUUGAUCAGAAAUAAACCAGUCACUGUUGGUUUAAAAGACUUUACAAGAAACAAACAUUUAUCAAACAGUCAUUGGUCUUUUCUUUAACCCACAAAUAAGAGCAGCAACAAACUGACUCUUUAAUCAGCCUCAGGUCCAGAGAUGAUCUCCAACCUCUGAUUGGAGGUCCAGAGAUGAUCUCUAACCUGAUUUCAGGUUCAUGGUCUUCAGUCCUGACUGAAGGUUUCUUUCUUCUGGCUGUGAUCUGCAGCUCUGAUGUCUGAACGUGAAUAUUUAUAGAACAUUCCAUGUUUUUCUCUUCUGAUGUUAAAAUGGAGAUAAAUUAACCUGUCAGGUCUCCAGACUCCAGAUGUUCAGUCCCUGUUCUUUAGACAUGAAAUAAACGUUGUGUUGGUUUCAGUGAGUAAACUGAGAUGGAACGCUUUAAACCUGCAGAGUGUUUGUUCAGAUAAAUGUAUUUAAUAAACUGAUCUGAGAACA